UUCCCUGCUGCCAGAGGGGCGUGAGUGGCAGGCGAGGGAGGCUGCGCCGCUGGUUGCAAUGGUUACAGCCCCGCACAGGCAGCGCUAGGGACGCGCGCGCACUCCCGGGACCGGCCUGGGCAGAGGCAGGCAGGGCGAGCGCGCGCCGGGGAAGGGAGCGCGGACCCCGCCGAGCCCCCUGCUUGCGUCGACCCUCCCCCUGCUCGCAUCGACUGCAGCGCAGCUUUUCCAACGCAGGAGGAGAAGAGCGCGACUUUGGAGCGAGUUUGGAGCUUGCCUCUCCCCCUCCUCCUCCUCUCCCUCCUGGCCAAACAAAAAGAAGACGGCGUCGGAAGGCAGGCGGGCGGGCGAUGGGAGAUCCAGGACUUGCAAACUAGCCGCAGGGAGGAGAUGCUGGACCCCACCUCCUCUGCAGAUCCCUGUUAACCCUGUGUUGGGAGCAAGGGAGGAGAAAGAGAGCGCCCCUCUUUUUCCAGCAAGGCAGGAUCGAGUCUGACUGAAGCGGCUGGUAACAUGCAUGUAUCACUAGCUGAAGCCCUGGAGGUUCGGGGAGGACCACUUCACGAAGAAGAAAUAUGGGCUGUAUUGAAUCAAAGUGCCGAAAGCCUUCAAGAGUUGUUCCGUAAAGCUGACCCCGCUGCGCUGGGCUUCAUCAUUUCUCCCUGGUCUUUACUGCUGCUUCCAUCUGGAAGUGUAUCGUUUACAGAUGAAAAUGUUCCUAACCAAGACCUGCGAGCAUUCACAGCGCCAGAAGUGCUCCAAAAUCAGCCACUAUCCUCUCUCUCUGAUGUUGAAAAGAUUCAUGUUUAUUCUCUCGGGAUGACACUUUAUUGGGGAGCCGACUAUGAAGUUCCACAAAGCCAACCUAUCAAACUUGGAGACCAUUUAAACAGCAUACUGCUUGGGAUGUGCGAAGAUGUCGUUUACGCCCGCUUGUCUGUCCGAACUGUUCUGGACGCUUGCAGUGCCCAUGUGCGGAAUAGUAACUGUGCACCUUCCUUCUCAUAUGUGAAGCACUUGGUGAAACUGGUUCUGGGAAGUUUAUCUGGGGUGGAUCAGCUUUCCUGUGUUGGGGACAGAAAGGUGCAGACUGAUAGGAGCCAGGCCAUCCGGGAGAGGCUGCGAGGAAAAGGUCUUCCCACAGGAAGAAGCUCCAUGGUGGAUGCUCCAGAAAUUCGCAAAACGCAGCUCUGUCAGCUAGCCUCGUUUAACAAAGGGCUUAGCAAGUCGAUGGGGGUUUUGUCUAUCCGAGGUGAAGAAGAGUGUUGCCAAGGCCUUUCCCCCUUUCAUGGUCACUCUGGUCAUGAAGAUGCCACAAAUACCUGCUGCCCGUACCGGUGUAGAGCGGCCGACUUGGAAAGGAAUGGUAACGCCGGAGCCGACGCCCGUCCGAAACGGAAAGUUUGGGCUUCCUCCUCAGACUUACUAUCCACAACUGACUCAGUGACUGAGAGAGAACAUGUUGGGGAUUGUCACAAACACCACAAUCACGCAGCGACGGUUGCAGGACGGACUUCAGCAGCGGCUCGAAGCAAGGAGGGAAGAUACUCUGAUGGGAGCAUAGCCCGUGAUAUAUUUGGCCCUCAAAAACUAGAUCAGGUGCACCAUGUGCCAGAAUUUUCAACAUCGGCAGCCAUUUCAAGUGCCUUCGACAGGAUCCGAGAGAGGCAGAAAAAGCUUCAUCAACUGAGGCAAGCCAUGGAUGCGGAAGAACACGGACCAAGGUACAGAUCUUACUACAGUGACCUAUACAAUACGGACAGUGAAGCCCCGUCCUUCAUUUCUUCUGAUGUCGAUUUUAGACAAGGGAAGAGAAUAGAAGGUUUAAAGAGAGAUGACUCCAGUGGUCCAAGUUCAGACGAUGCUUCUCCAUCGAAUCAAAUCCAGGGACAAAGAUCAAGGCAUUAUGAAGCAUCGCUUGACGGCAGCCUCGUAAGCCAAGAUGUGAUGCUCAAGCGGCAAGAAGAGGAGAUGAUGAAGCUGCAGGCCAAAAUAGCCCUCCGGCAGUCUCGGCUCAGCCUCUAUCCCGGAGACAUUGUGAAGACUCCCAUUCUGGAUAUGUCCAGAGACCCACUAAGAGAAAUUGCAUUGGAAACAGCCAUGACUCAGAGGAAAUUAAGGAAUUUCUUCGGUCCUGAAUUUGUGAAAACAACCAUAGAGCCAUUCACUUCCCUGGACCUGCCAAAAUCAAUUUUGGACAAGAAAGGGAAGAAUGAAGAGAGCCGCCGGAAAGUAAACAUCAUUCUUCUAAGUGGUCAGAGGCUGGAGGUGACCUGCGACACCAGGACAAUAUGCAAAGAUGUGUUUGACAUGGUGGUGGCUCAUAUUGGUUUAGUGGAGCACCACUUGUUUGGCUUGGCUACCUUGAAAGACAAUGAAUUUUUCUUCAUCGAUCCAGAAUUGAAACUAACUAAAAUAGCUCCCGAAGGAUGGAAAGAAGAACCAAAGAAAAAGAGCAAAAAUACCAUCAACUUCACCUUGUUCUUCCGCAUUAAGUUCUUUGUGGAUGAUGGCAGUUUAAUACAGCAUACUCUGACAUGUCAUCAGUAUUACCUGCAGUUAAGGAAAGAUCUCUUAGAAGAGAAGAUGCACUGUGACGAUGAAACAGCCUUAUUGCUAGCAUCCUUGGCUCUCCAGGCAGAAUAUGGAGAUUACCAAGCUGAGGUGCACGGCCUGUCUUAUUUCAGAUUGGAGCAUUAUUUACCACCUAGAGUGAUGGAAAACCUGGACCUUUCUCACAUCAAAGAAGAACUGCCAAAGCUGCACAGCACUUACACUGGAGGUUCUGAAAAAGAAGCCGAGUUGGAGUUUCUGAAGAUUUGCCAGAGGCUACCGGAAUAUGGUGUUCACUUUCACCGCGUAUUGCCAGAGAAGAAAUCUCGGACUGGAAUUCUGCUGGGCGUUUGCCCGAAAGGAGUUCUUAUUUUUGAAGUUCACAACGGCGUCCGUACCCCUGUCCUUCGUUUCCCAUGGAGAGAAACAAAGAAGAUAUCGUUUAGUAAGAGGAAAGUCACUCUGCAGAACACAUCCGAUGGUAUAAAACAUGCAUUCCAAACAGACACAAGCAAGACUUGUCAAUACUUGCUGCAGCUGUGCUCUUCGCAGCAUAAAUUCCAGCUGCAGAUGAGAGCCAGGCAAAGUAACCAGGACACUCAGGAGAUUGAAAGAGCAUCAUUUAGGAGCCUCAACCUGCACACGGAGUCUGUGAAAGGAUUUAACAUGGGCCGGGCCAUCAGCACAGGCAGCCUAGCCAGCAGCACCCUGAACCGCCUGGCAGUCCGGCCGUUGUCAGUCCAAGCGGAGAUCCUGAAAAGACUGUCCUGCUCCGAGCUGUCCCUCUUCCAGCCGCAUCCGGGUUCCUCAAGAGACAAGAACGAGAAGCCGUCAUGGGAAGAAAGGCCCAAGAUCAUGAGCAAAUCCUUUCACGACCUGAGCCAGAGUCAGAUCUCCGUCAGCCCUUUUCGGAAAAAUGUCAUCGGUGCCGUAGACUCUUCUUCACGAAGGAUGGAAGAAUUAAUGGGGAAAAUCUUCCAACCAGUGCCAAAAUCUGAUGCCGAAUCAGUGUCUGGAGCAGCAAAGCUGAAUAAUUUACAGUCUCAUCCAGGUUUAAAUGCCAGCCUAGAAAGAAAGAAAAAUGAAUCUGACUCAUCCUCCGCUGAAGAUACAUGCCAAGCCUAUGGUAUAGCAGAUGUACAAACGAAACAGAAUGUGAUUUCAUUGCCUGAGAGGGAGAUCAACUUGGUAAAGUUGAAAAAGAGUGAACAGUACGGUUUAGGUUUCCAGAUCACCGGUGGAGAGAAGACUGGAAAAUUAGAUCUUGGAAUUUUUAUUUGUUCAAUAACACCUGGGAACAAAUGAUUCCUGGAAGGCUCAGUGUCACUAUGAGAUCGCCUGAUAUCGGUGAACAGCGUGAGCCUGGAAGGAGUCAGCCACCACACUGCGCUCGAAGUUCUCGAGAGAGCACCCAGCGAUGUAACGCUUGUCAUUUCCCAGCCUAAAGAGAGGCCUGCCAAAGAAUUAUUGAAUCUCCUCAGUGGCGUGAAAGAAUAUUCAAAGGGGCCAUCAUGGACACAAGACAACGAGGCGGAGUCCUCUUCAGAGCGCAGCAGGCCUCCCUGCCACCAGAGGCCCUCUUCUGGGAGUCCGCCCGGCCUUCGCUCAGGCAAACGGGAUGGCAGCUUGAGCUCUCAAGAUUCCCGGACAGAGAGUGCCACCCUUUACCAAAGUCAGUCCAACAGCAUCUUUGGCAGCCACGUCCACGACAGGAUACAGCCGGAACUGCAGCACUGCCACGAAUCCCAGCUCGUCUUUUCCGGCUGCCACGAGAAGAACAGGACCUCCUCUGAGACUAACCAGGCAAAAACUAGAAAGGUCGGGGUGGUGGAGAAUGCAGAGUAUUCUGACCGAGGAGAUUCUGACAUGGAUGAAGCCACUUAUUCCAGCAGCCUGGAGCAAAUGCCAGCUAAAAAGGAGCCUCCUUCCAUGAAUUCAACCAGCUCAGUGAAUUCUAAAAAGUUUUCUGCAGCGUCUCUUAAACCAGGAGAUAUCUUUGAGGUCGAACUAGUCAAAAAUGAGAACGGCUUGGGCAUAAGUGUCACGGUACUGUUUGACAAGGGAGGUAUAAAUACCAACGUGAGACAUGGAGGCUUAUAUGUGAAGGCUGUUAUUCCCAAGGGAGCAGCAGAAGCAGAUGGCCGGAUUCAGAAAGGUGACCGAGUUCUGUCUGUCAACGGUGUUUCUUUAGAAGGCGCUACCCAUAAACAAGCUGUAGAAAUCCUGAGGAAUACUGGCCAGGAGGUUCACCUUGUGCUGGAAAAGGGGCAGCUUCCAGCCACCAAAGUCCACGCCCCUGUGACUCCCCAGUGCACACCCCCAGUCCAGUCUGGUCAAGGUGUCACUCCAGAGAGACCCAAAAAGAAGAUUUUAAAUGCCAGAGAUUAUAACUUUGUCACUGAUGACAACACAUUUGAGGUGAAGCUACUGAAAAACAGCUCAGGCCUGGGCUUCAGUUUUUGCCGCGAAGACAUUGUUUCUCCAGAACAACCAGGUUCCAGCAUCGUCAGGGUUAAAAAACUCUUCCCUGGACAACCUGCAGCAGAAAGUGGGCAGAUUGAUGUCGGGGACGUCAUCUUGAAAGUGAACAGUGCUCCAUUGAAAGGACUGUCCCAACAGGAAGUCAUCUCAGCUCUCAGGGGAACAUCUCCUGAAGUCACCCUUCUCCUCUGUAGACCUCUCCCUGGAAUACUUCCAGAAAUUGAUCCUUCUUUAUUGACGCCAAUCCAUUCCCCAUCACAGAUUUUCCCAGACAGCUGUAAAGGUAACUCCCAGCCCUUGAAUGGAGAACAAGGAGACAGCUCAGAUGAAAACGAAGCUACCGCCCAGGACAAGAAGCAGAUCAAGUCCACAGCCAGGAGGAACAGCUACAGCGAUAGCAGCGGGAGUGGCGGGGAAGAGCCUGUGGCAAACACAGCCCAGAUCGCGAAUGCAAGGUGGAGCUCUGCUCUGUACCAGGCGCCAAACAAAUUGACAGCUCGAGUGCACAGUUCUUACGAGACUCCCUGCAGUCAGGAGGAGGCUAUACGCACAUUAUAUUACUCACCUCAUGAGGUGUCUAGGAAACUGGAACAUGAGGAAGGUAGCCCUCCAUCUUCUCUGCUGUUGGAUUUGCCGGCGGUGCCAAGCUGCAGAACCGUCACACCUGGCUCAAAAGAUGAAAACCACCCUUCUCUCACUGAGCUCACAGCGCCUCAAGGAGGCCUGGCAGCGCUGUUCAACCAGCUUGAAAAAAACGCAGAGGAAUAUGAACCGGAGGUGGAACUCAACGUGACCCUGACAAAAUCAGAAAAGGGUAGCCUCGGUUUCACGGUGACCAAAGGCCAUGACAGCGUUGGCUGCUAUAUCCACGAUGUCCUUCAGGACCCCGCCAAAAGCGAUGGGAGGCUACGACCCGGAGAUCGCCUCAUCAAGGUUAACAACACAGACGUGACAAACAUGAGCCACACCGAUGCAGUCAGUUUCCUUCGAUCGGCUCCAAAGACGGUCAGGCUGGUGCUUGGACGUGUUCUCGAGUUACCCAAGAUACCCGUGUUGCCGCACAUGCUGCCCGACAUCAGCCUGUCUUGCCAUAAAGAAGAACUGGGUAUCUCUCUCGCAGGUGGUCAUGAUAGCCUUUAUCAAGCGGUCUACAUUAGUGAUAUCAGUCCAAAGUCUGCCGCAGCUGUGGAAGGAACUCUCCGCAUGUUGGACAUCAUCCAUUACAUUAAUGGGAUCAGCACUCAGGGAAUGUCUUUGAAAGAAGCAAAGAGGACGCUGGAGACGUCACUUCCUGCGGUGGUACUGAAAGCAACAAGAGAUGCUCAUCCAGUGUUUCCGAAGAAUAAAAGCACAACGAACUCAAGUCCAAAGUCAGUCAAACCUAAUGGUCAUUUCGUCAGUGAGCCCCAUGGCAGAGCAGAAACAGGACUUAAUGCUCAUGUGCCCAAGGUUAAUGGUGAUUUAAACAAUUGUCAUAAGAAAAAAGGGCUGGGGAAUAUCACGGUAUCUAAAGAGGCAUCUCCAAGUGAUGCUGCUAGUCUGACUUCAGAUUUUUCCAGCUACAAUAACAACUCUGGAGAAGUGCAGGACGACGAUUCUUAUGAUGAAGAUGAUCACAAUGAAGUCAUUCAGUACCUUUUGGACGUUGUAGAUGAAGAAGCCCAGAAUUUGUUAAACCGGAGCAAUGCCGUAUCUGGGAAUCACCUGCCAGAGGCAAACGGGAAACUUACAGAAGAAAAAUCAGAAGACACAGAUUGUGAUGGAUCGUCUUUGCCUGAGGAUUUUCCAGAGCCCCCACCACAAAUAAAUGGCUGUGAAGAGCACUGUAAUGACAAAGGGGUUUCUGAAAGAUUACCUCGGCAACCUUCAGCAGACCAAGAUGAGGAUGAGAUUACUUGGGGAAGUGAGGAGCUCCCAAUUGAAUCAAUCAACCAGAAGCAACUUGUUGAAGAUCGCCCGUUGGUAACGAACGAAGAGCUUGUGGCACUUCCUGUAGUCCAAGUGCUUCCUUCCGGCAACUAUACGGGGUCGAAGCUGAAGUCAACAGUGCAAAUGCUGCGAGACUUGUUGGAACAGGGAGUCCCUUCUAAGGAGGUUGAGAAUCUUCAAGACCUGAAGCCCUUGGAUCAGUGUUUGGUGGGCCAAACAAAAGAAAACAGGAAGAAGAACAGAUACAAGAACAUCCUGCCCUACGAUACCACAAGAGUGCCUCUGGGGACCGAAGGGGGCUACAUCAAUGCUAGCUUCAUCCAGAUGCAAGUGGGGAGUAAAGAAUAUGUUUACAUCGCGUGCCAAGGACCGCUCCCUACAACUGUGGCGGACUUCUGGCAAAUGGCCUGGGAACAGAACUGCACAGUCGUGGCCAUGAUGACCCGAGUGUUCGAAGUCGGCACCGAGGGAUGCAAAUGCCAGCGUUAUUGGCCCGACGAGCAGGGCAAGACCACAAUGGUCAACGACAGACUCCGGCUUGCCCUUGUGAGGAUGCAACAGCUCAAAGGCUUUGUAAUAAGAGUCAUGGAGCUAGAAGAUAUUCACACAGGUGAACUCCGGCAUGUGACCCAUUUGAACUUUACUGCCUGGCCGACUACUUCGACAGCCUCAAUGCCAGACGAUUUGCUCACUUUUAUAUCCUACAUGAGGCACGUUCACAAAUCAGGACCAAUCAUCACUCACUGCAGUGCAGGCAUUGGACGAUCAGGGACCCUCAUUUGCAUUGACGUGGUCUUGGGACUCAUCAGCCAAGAUCUAGAGGUGAGAGAAAUUUCUGGGGUGGCUCUAGUUAUGGGCAUUUGAGCUGGCUUUUCAGUGCGUGGCUCCACGUUUAUUCAGUUUGCUGACCAAUAUAUUUUCUGCUAUCAAGUUAUUCUCUAUGUCCUGACACGUCUUCAAGUAGAAGAACAGCAGAGAAACAACUGAAUUGGGAAACCAAGUAUGCUUUUUUUAAAAGAGGCAGGCAGGUUGGACAGAGAAAGGAGGUUCCUGAAUAAUUCAGGCACGUCUACACUACACAGUAAAACUGAUUUCCCGUUUGUUCUGUCUCCCAUGACGGAUUUUUAACCAGGGAUUCUCAGCAAACCACAAGUUUGCACAAAUCCUUGGGCGAAGCCAUGACAGCUAAACUGGUAUAAAGCUAACACGCAUUUGUGAUGCAGAUGUGCCUUGAGUGCAUUCUUGCCAAUAUAGUCCCAGUUGCUGUUGUGCACCAAGUACCCUUUUACUCCUUCCCCUGCAUGAUGCUGGCAGGGGAUGAUGGGAACUGUAGUCCAUAACAUCUGGAGGGCCGCGAGUUUGACACCUAUGGUCCAGAGCCUUGCACCCCCUUGAAAAGCACUGCAGUUGUUUUGACACCAUGGCUGUUUCCGCAUGGGUGAAAAACGGUGGAAUUAGUAUGAAAGCUUGAUUGUGAAAACAAUUACUAAGCGGCUUUUACACCGUUUUACAAUACUGGAUUUUCACCGCGGCUCGUUUGGCCCCCCAAUGGAGAUCAGCUACCAUGAUAAAUGACUGACCUUGUUAAACAGCUUUCUAUUUUUACAAGAAGUAUUAAUGUCUCCUACAAUUUUAUUUUUCCUCCCUAGCUAUUUUAUAGUAUAUUCUCAUGCCGGGUGUGGGGGGGGCGAGGGGGGGGAGAAAUACAAACAGUAUUUUAUCGCGGUGGACUUUCUUACAGGGACAUUUGUAUUAGCCUAUUUUUAAAUUUUUGUUAAUAGAAAAGCUGUCUUUUUCCAGCAUUUUUUAAACUACCGUAGAGCUUUUUAUAGAAAAAUACUUGAAAUCAGUAUUUAAGCUUUACAUCAUAUUAGUAUAGGGAAAAGUAGCAACCAUUGAACUGUAAGUAUCCCAUGUUAUAUUGUUUACUUUAUAGAGACUUGUGUAUAUAUUUAUAUACUUUUACAAAAAAAAGGUGACUUAUCAGGUGUCUGAGUGUAUAACUACUAAGACACCACCACAAUGUAAAUAAAAGUACACUUUUAAAAUAUGAA
This is a messenger RNA of Sphaerodactylus townsendi, 9017 nucleotides long. It is a transcript of the gene PTPN13, whose product is annotated as protein tyrosine phosphatase non-receptor type 13. NCBI's taxonomy places the organism in Eukaryota, Metazoa, Chordata, Lepidosauria, Squamata, Sphaerodactylidae. Gene Ontology annotation, molecular function: protein tyrosine phosphatase activity; phosphatidylinositol 3-kinase regulatory subunit binding. Gene Ontology annotation, cellular component: cytoplasm; cytoskeleton; nucleus. Gene Ontology annotation, biological process: peptidyl-tyrosine dephosphorylation. The record is from RefSeq and is a predicted model, not a curated record.